This is a messenger RNA of Ananas comosus (pineapple), 2408 nucleotides long. Its product is annotated as RING finger and transmembrane domain-containing protein 2-like. Gene Ontology annotation, biological process: positive regulation of ERAD pathway. The record is from RefSeq and is a predicted model, not a curated record. The coding region runs from base 544 to 2010 and encodes 488 amino acids. The transcript is spliced from 8 exons. Gene Ontology annotation, molecular function: ubiquitin protein ligase activity. Lineage: Eukaryota; Viridiplantae; Streptophyta; Magnoliopsida; Poales; Bromeliaceae.
UUUUUCUUAUUCGUUUUCUCUGCUCCUGCAAUCUCCGAUCGCGCUAUCUCUCUCUCUCUUCUCUGUCUCUCUUUCCCUUCCAAGAAAGAAAAGGCACGAAAUGGUCAGCCUCACCACAUAGUAUAGAAAACCCCACCAUUCCUUUCCCUCUGGACUCCAUCAAACAAACUAGAGAGAGAGAGAGAUAGAGAUAGAGAUAUAGAGAGAGAGAGAGAGGAGAAACGGAGGAGCUCCACGAAGAACUCUCGAAUCUUCGUCUUUUUUCUCUUUACGCUUCGAUCCCUAUAUAAAGAAUUUUGCACUUCACAUCAUCCCCCACCCGCAUCUUCCUCCUCCUCCUCCGACGACGAAGAAAUAUCUACGAAGAGCUAGGGUUAGGGUUAAGGAUUCUCUCCGAUUCCUUCGGCAUUCUCCGAGAUCGCCAUCGCCAUCGCCAUCGCCAUCGCCUCCUCUUCCCCCUUGUUGCGUUCCCGACCUCGUGCCCGGCCAAUUCGAGCUGUCGAUCGCGGUCUCUCUGGCCACUCUUCGCCGUACGCGCCUCCGAUGAUGGAGCCCCCCGGCGGGAGCCCCGAGCCCUUCCGUAUGCCCUCCUCCUCGAGGAGGUACGGAGUGCAAUUCUCCGCGUCCAACUUCAUCCAGGCGCCGCUCUCCGCCCUGCUGGAGUAUUCGGGGAUCUUGCGGGCGAGAUCGGGCCAUCCGGAGGGUGAGAGCUUGAUCGGUGGCGGUGGGGUCAUCGCCGCCGCUGCAGGCGGCGGCGGCACGAGGGACCAUGUUUCGUCCCGAAUCGAGGAAUCGGCAGCCGCCGCUCACAGCUCGGGCGGCGGUGGGGAGGUGUCGAUACGGAUAAUUGGGGUCGGGGAUCAUCCGCCGCAGGCAUUGGCGGUCGGGCCGGCGAGAGAGGGGAUCUCUGGUAGUUCUACUGCUCUCUCUACUGAGCAGAGCCCUUCAGUGCCUGAAAGGCACGGCAGAGAUGGAGGGAGUGACGGCGGUGCGGUCGGAGAGGUGACAUCGUUGUCAUCGUCGUCAUCUUCUUCUUCUUUGCCGGCCUCGAUCUCGGCCGUUGGCUCACAGACCACAGAUAGCGAUGCAAAUGCGACAGCGGGGAAUAAUAGAGACCCCUCGUAUCAGAGAUAUGAUAUACAGCAGGUUGCGCGGUGGAUCGAGCAGAUAUUGCCCUUCUCAUUGCUUUUAUUGGUAGUGUUCAUCAGGCAACAUUUGCAAGGGUUCUUUGUUACAAUUUGGAUUGCUGCGGUGAUGUUCAAGUCCAAUGAUAUAUUGCGGAAGCAGACAGCUUUAAAGGGAGAGAGGAAAAUUUCUGUGCUUAUUGGGAUCACACUAGUUUUUAUGGUUCAUGUUUUUGGAGUCUAUUGGUGGUACCGAAAUGAUGACCUUCUCAAACCUCUUGUUAUGCUUCCUCCUAAAGAAAUACCUCCAUUUUGGCACUCCAUAUUUAUCAUUAUGGUCAAUGAUACAAUGGUGCGCCAAGCAGCUAUGAUCGUUAAGUGUAUGCUCCUGAUGUACUAUAAAAACUGCAGGGGCCGUAACUACCGCAAGCAGGGUCAAAUGUUAACCCUUGUGGAAUAUCUUCUGCUGUUGUACCGUGCCUUAUUGCCAACUCCUGUUUGGUAUCGGUUCUUCCUGAACAAGGAAUAUGGCAGUCUCUUUUCUUCUCUUACGACAGGCUUGUAUCUUACUUUCAAGCUGACGUCAGUUGUCGAGAAGGUUCAAUCAUUUUUGACAGCAUUGAGGGCGUUGUCGCGUAAAGAUAUGCAUUAUGGGUCUUAUGCAACGACAGAACAGGUUAUUGCUGCUGGUGAUUUGUGUGCUAUCUGCCAGGAGAAGAUGCAUGCUCCUAUUCUUCUCCGCUGUAAACAUAUAUUCUGUGAAGAUUGCGUCUCUGAAUGGUUUGAGAGAGAAAGGACGUGCCCGCUGUGCAGGGCAUUGGUGAAACCGGCGGAUCUCCGGUCAUUUGGCGAUGGCUCAACGAGCCUCUUUUUCCAGCUAUUUUAGAAAGAAGACCACACAGAAUCGACAUAACUCCGCCCAAAAGGUGAUGGCCAGUGCCGCACUAUCGUCCUUCGUUCACUGUAAUGCAACCAUCGUUCAGAUUUUCACUCCGGAUCUUUCCCAACAUGUCUACUGAGUCCAUCCAUCCCGACAAAUAUCAUGUAUCAUAUGGAACUUUUUUGCAUAGCUCUUGUAUUUGUUCUAUAUAGACAGAGCCUAAUUUCGAGGUUUCCAUACGUAUAGAAGAAAAAAGGAUAUUAACUGAUCAUAUAAAUAUAAAUAUAAAUGUAUAGGUAUGUUGAUAUGGCAUUUUGAUUGAGUACGCUAUUGUGUCCAACAGUGGUGGUUAUGGAAGAUAUAUUGAGGUCUUUUUCUAAAGAGAAAUGGUUGGAGUAAGCUUA